AUGCGAAUAGCGUGCUCCGCAGGGGGGACGGACACCAUUGAUGUGGAAGCCACUGCCGAGCGGUUGCUCCUUGCGCGCCCCGAGACCGGCGCUGCAGAUGAGCUGGCAUGGUGGGAUCUGGUCCUUCAACUCGACAGUCUCGACGUGAUUUUUACUCCAAUGCGGUUCGGCAGUCGGGUGUGGAUCUUCCAUGACUAUGGCCCCUGCUCGAUGGUGACCUUGGCGGUUGCACACGGCAUGAUUCCGCUGGCGACAGUCAUGUACAACCGGGCCAGCAAGCCACUGGCCGGGUUGAAUACCUGCCUCGCGUGCGCGGCUGCCGGCGGACAUGCUGACUUUGCCCGCCGACUUGUGGCUGAUGGCGCAGCCCUUGAUGGCCUUGAAGGCAUUGCUCUGCGACGGGCGGUGGUGACCAAGUGUGUCGCCGGCGUGGCGCUGCUCUUGGACGAGUACGGAGUGAGCCCGGCGCUCGACAACAACUUUGCCGUUGUCCGCGCAGCAUCGAGUGGAUGUGUGGAGAUGGUCGAGGUGCUAGCUGCUCAUGCGGACACCGAUGUGGCUGCGCGCGGUAACGCCGCGGUAUGUUCGGCGGCGCGACAUGGCAAUCUUGCACUUCUCCGCUCACUGCUGCAGCAUCCGGCCGUCGAUCCAACAGUGUCUGGUGACUUGCCACUCCGUGACGGGUGCGCCGGUGGCCACCUCGAGGUCGUCAAGUUCCUGCUUGCUCACCCGUUGGUCAACCCGUCAAACGUCGCACUCGGCCGUGCGCUCUGCUGCGCCGCAGACGGCGGGCAUGCUGACGUACUGGCGCUCCUCCUCGACGAGACCGGGGUUGAUCCGACCAUUGCUGACGACGAGCCAAUUGUGCGCGCCAUUCGAUCCGGGCAUGCCGAUGCGGUAGCGCAGCUCCUGAAGUCACCGGCAGUCGAUCCCAUGUCUCGCGGCGGCGCGGCGCUGGUUGCGCCGCAAAAGCCGGUCAUGUCCAAGCGCUCAGGGUUCUCCUAG
This is a messenger RNA of Thecamonas trahens ATCC 50062, 1005 nucleotides long. RefSeq lists its product as uncharacterized. Gene Ontology annotation, molecular function: protein binding. Lineage: Eukaryota; Apusomonadida; Apusomonadidae. Bases 1 to 1005 code for a protein of 334 amino acids. The record is from RefSeq and is a predicted model, not a curated record. The transcript has a single exon.